UCCAGGGUCUCUGGGCUGCUGGCCCCGGACUACCUAGGGACAGAUCUCUCCGCCAUUAGGGAAUUUUUUCCUGAGAACCUCCUGUAACAUUUCACGAACGCCAAUUUGGGAACCACUGGGGUAGGGAGAAGAGGUGGCAAGGGCAGGGGCAGGCCAGUACGCUCCCUCCAGGGGCAGAGGACCUGCUUUCCGCGUUGCAGUUGCAGAAUUGCAGGCCCAAUUUUGUGCGUGCUUUUAGUGCAGCGGUGAGGGAGGUGCGAAAGGGAUAAUCGGAUGGGCAAAUGGACUCAAGAGACCUCUCAGGAGCAGGACAGUUAUGUGUGCUGCGUGGAAGCGUCUCCCCAGACCCCUCUCCUCACUGUUCUCUGCUUUGGGGAGUCAGUUCCACAAGUGGGGGCAGACAGAGCAGCAGUCCGUCACAGGGGCCUUGCACCAGUGCAAACAGCAGUGCAAGGUGCAGGACAAUGGGAAAGCAGGCCGGGCGGGGGUGGGGGGCAGUCACAUUCCAGCUCAUUUUGCACAGGUGCAGGACAAAGUGCAGGAGGAGGGGCAGAGCGGAAUUUCUGGGCUGCAAUCUCCUGACUGCCUGUAUAUAGGGCAGUGCUGUGGGCAGACAUGGCCCUAUCUCUCCGGCACAGUUUUCUCGCAUCCACCCCAGAUAUUUUGCUUUGAAACCAGUCACCAACCCGCUGGGGACCGGCCAGCGGGCGUGUGGACGCGGUGCUGGAGACACGAACCAAAAGGCCGGGGGCGCCCCCGAUUCUCGGAGCCGGGGCUGGGCUGUGUCAUCGCUGUAACCCGACCCGGGAGUGGCGCAAUCCCGCUCGGCGGAGGGUGAACCCCCGCGUGUCGUCACGGCGGGGAAAGCGCAGGGGGCGGCGCUGCAGCCGCGCAUGUUGCAAUCCGGAGUGAGUCCAGCGUCAGCCGCCCCGGGCGCCGGGCGAGGAGGGGAGGCGAGCGGCGCUGCAGUGCUGAUUAGCUCCGGUUUACAUCAUCCGCCGGGAUCUGGGACUCGGAGCCAGGGGGCUGGGCGAUGUGAGCCAGCCCCGCGAACAAAGCGCCCACCGCGCCGCUGCCCAUCGAUCGCCCCCGGUCCGGGGCAAUGGCGAGUCGGGGCGUCUGAGGCUCCAGGAGCAGGAUCCUCCGGGAUCGGCCCGCGGGGAUCGCCAGCCCCGCGCCUCUCCCCCGCCGGCCGCCCCCCGAAGAUGAGUCUAAACGUACAGGUGAUCCCUGUAGUGUCUCCACUGAAGAAGAAACGGCUGGACUUCGAGGAUACCCCUGACUCCGAGCCCUCAAAACCCAAGCGCCCACGGUUGGGUCCAGUGUCAGGACUCACCCCAUGCCUGCAGCCCCUUGCGCAGUCCCCUCGUGCCGUGGAACAGGACUCCAGGGUCUUGCAGAUUGGACCGUACAUCCUUCUGGAGCCCAGGGAAGAGGGCCACUCCUACAGGGCUGUGCACAGGCACACAGAGACGGAGUACAGCUGCAAGGUUUAUCCGGCAAGGAGUUACCCAGAGACGAUGGCCCCUUACGGAAACCUCUCGCCCCACCCCAAUGUGGCCCAGGUUGCCGAGGUGAUCCAAGGGGACCAGAACAUCUACGUCUUCUUCCAGUCCGGCAGAGGUGACAUGCACAGCCAUGUCCGCCGGUGCAAGCGCCUGCCUGAGAGAGAGGCCGCUGGGCUAUUCCGGCAGAUGGCCGAGGCGGUCGCCCACUGCCACGACCACGGGGUCAUCCUCCGAGACCUCAAACUCCGCAAGUUCCUCUUCAUGGACAGGGAGAGGACAAAGCUGGUGCUGGAGAACCUGGAGGACGCCUGUCUUCUGAGCGGCCCAGAUGACUCUCUGUCGGACAAGCACGGCUGCCCAGCAUAUGUGAGCCCGGAGAUCCUCAGCUCCAAGAACUCGUACUCAGGGAAGGCGGCUGACGUGUGGAGCCUGGGCGUGGUGCUCUACACCAUGCUGGUGGGGCGAUACCCCUUCCAGGACACUGAGCCUGCCACACUCUUCAGCAAGAUCCGCCGAGGGGUCUUCUCCAUCCCGGACGGCCUCUCCCCCAAGACCAGGUGCCUCAUCCAAUGCCUCCUGCGCAAGACCCCCUCUGAGAGACUGACGGCCCGGGAGAUUUUGCUCCACCCCUGGCUAGCGAAUGGUGAUGCUGCCUCCGAGGACUCCUGCAUAAACCCCUCUGGGGAGCAGGGCAUGGAGCAAGUUGUGCCAGACACUUGGAGCCAGAAGGACGAGGAGGAGGAGGAAGAUCUGCACAGUUAAGCAUUCAGAGGAUCCCCAAGGAUGCAUUACCGAAGAGGCCCUCCAUGCCUCCAGGGAACCUUAGACUGUCGGCAGCUCCAGGCGAGCUGGGGCUGGUGACUGUUUGUCUAAGGGGGGGGGCUGCUGCUCAGAUCGGGAUAACACUGUGGCUGUGUCGGCCCCAGCAGGGCCCAGAGCCAGGACUUGCAAACCCAAGUGCCUCAGAGGGGGAGCUGUGGUUGUCCAGGCGUGUGUCUGAAUCCUGCAGAGCAGGAAAGUGCCUUAGCCUUGUACACGGCAAUUCAGGGCAGACGUGACUAAAUAGGAGUGAGCCCCCAGCGAGCCCUGGUCUAGGGGGCUCCCACUUACUCGUGCCAAAGGACUUAUUCAAACUCUGAUCACCAGCAGCGCCCUCCCAGAGGGAUGGUGCAUUUCCCAUUCCCAGACAUGGGGAUCCGGAGGCAGGGAGUGGCCAGGGAACCGAGGCAGGCUCUGGCAUCUCCGGGUUCUGCACCAGUCCCUGUGGCCGUGUAGAAGCAGGAUGGGUGCAGAGGGGGCUGAGCUCUGAUACCAGCUUCCUGAAGUGGGGGGGGGGGGCCUUUCCCAGAGGGCACAGGAUAGCAGGCAUGGGAGGGUGUUUGAGGAACUCCUUGUCUUGUCACCUGGCAACUGAGCUUUGCUGCAGCCAGGGCAGUGGCUCCGUGGGGCUUGGAGGGUAGAGAUAUUAAUGGGCAGAGCGGAGAAGGGAGAGGGGGAUGCAGCUGGGUGGGAGUGUGAACAGGGCAGGGGGCGGGGUGUUCCAAGGUCAAGUCAAAGCAGAGCCCAAGAGCUGGAUGCAGCCUGGGGAGCCCUGUGGGGUGCCCACGGCCACCUCCCCUUUCUUUGUAGCUGUAGCCCGUACCAAGUCCCAGCAUGCAGUGCUCACCCUGAAGCAGAGGGGAAGGGGACACACCAUGCUGGGGAGAGGCACAGGUCUAUGCUAGUAGGGAUGGUGACUACAGCCUGCCCCAUUUGCCAGGCAUGGCCCUUGGGCUCCUGGCAACAAGCAAAUAAAGCCCCUGCCCGAGCUGUUUCCGGUGGGGGGGCAGAGAGUGAGCCCUGGCUGGGGUCGGGGCACUAUGAGGUCUCUGCACUAUCGUGCCAUGUAGGGGCCUCCCCCCCAUCUUGUGCUGUGACCGCAGCAGGCUGCCUUGGCUCUCUAACCUCCCCACUGGGGACCCUGCCCUCUGCUCCACCCCAGGAGCCCUGUGCCAGCCCUGCGCCAUCCCCUCAGGCCAGGGGGUGGGGGGCCGGCAGCAGCCCAGAAGAACUUUGACCAUAUAUAUCUCAGGGAGUUGUGAGGCAGCUGGUUUCUGGGGAGCGGCCGGCAUGCGCAGAAUGGACCUGCCUGCUCCAUCCCACUUAGCUCGAGCGGGCACCCGCCGCUCUCCCAACGCAGGCCCGGGGCCUCGCCUCUCCCGGAGCUGUGCCUUUGUAGCGUGCGUUUUACCCCCACCAUGUGUUGACACUACAGGGCCCAGGCCAGGACACCAUGUGUCUAUUCUUCUGUCCUUUGACAAAUAAAAGGUUUGUAAUGCUG
This is a messenger RNA of Gopherus evgoodei (Goodes thornscrub tortoise), 3828 nucleotides long. It is a transcript of the gene TRIB3, whose product is annotated as tribbles pseudokinase 3. NCBI's taxonomy places the organism in Eukaryota, Metazoa, Chordata, Testudines, Testudinidae. The transcript is spliced from 4 exons. Gene Ontology annotation, cellular component: nucleus. Gene Ontology annotation, molecular function: mitogen-activated protein kinase kinase binding; protein kinase activity; ATP binding. Bases 894 to 2270 code for a protein of 458 amino acids. Gene Ontology annotation, biological process: regulation of MAP kinase activity; protein phosphorylation; positive regulation of proteasomal ubiquitin-dependent protein catabolic process. The record is from RefSeq and is a predicted model, not a curated record.